Molecule: messenger RNA, 3479 nt
Organism: Cherax quadricarinatus
Lineage: Eukaryota; Metazoa; Arthropoda; Malacostraca; Decapoda; Parastacidae
Source: RefSeq, a predicted model, not a curated record
AUGGUUACUUGCAGGGGCCUCUGGUGCACUUUACUGAUGUACUGUAUUUUCCUUACUGCCCUUUACUAGGAGAGCAGAAGCAUCGAGGAGCCUCAGAAAUGUAGCAAGAGCCCUGUGGGGGUGAAGAGCUUGUAUACGGAGUUGCCAACAAAGCUCCAGUCUGAGGUAUCAAGAGCUCUGCAAACGGGGAUGUCAGUGAAGCUCUGUGACGAGUGAUGGCGAAGGUAGAAUAUUUAAACAUUAAAACGGAAGGACAGGGAAAACUAAUGAUGCCUUGGUGACUGUUACAGCAGGACAUAAGAGAAAACUCUAAAUUUCAUUAUUGCUCAGAAUCUAAGAAUCGUGGUGAGCUUCACUAAGUGUGCUGGAGAGACAAUAGUAAAGCCCUAGGCUACAGCAGGGACAUGAACGAGACUCUUGGUUUCCACGGAGUCCUGAACUUCAAGAAGACCCUCGGCAGUGUGUCAAACUCCGGUGGAGAGGACAGUACACCAACACACCCGAGAAACGUUACCGGUGUUCCUAAAGGGGACAUGAAUGAGGGCGUUCUGGAGGUCAACAGGAAUAUUACAGACUUCCCAGAUUUCACCAGGGUCGUCAGUGGAUCAAUAGACCUGGGAAACAUCACUGGAGCUCUGGAUUACUCCUCCCUGCGAAUAGGGAUUGUCUCGGAUGACGUGACCUUGAUACAAAGAGUUUCUUAUGAGGUACUUCUGCCCAUAAUGAUAGUGCUGGGCCUGGUUGUCAACAUAUUUGGUAUCUUUCUUCUCACUAGACGCAAGCUCAGGAGCAGACCUGCAAAUUCAUACUAUUUGAUGCUGAUAUCCUGUGAUCUUCUCAUCUUAGUGAUUAGCAUCCCCACGGCCAUCACCGUUAACGGCUGCCGCCUCUUCUCAUAUUCCGUAGCUGUCUACUUCGCCCACAUUUUCUUCACUUUCUUUUACAUAAUUCAGACUUUUACUCUCUACGUCAUUCUCUGGAUCUCUUAUGAUAGGUUCCUCGCAUUGUGGUUUUUCAAGAGGUUCCAUGAAGUUCAAGGUCGCCGAGUGUUGCGCAGUAGAGUUUUACUAACAAUGAGCCUGUGUAUUUUGAUGCAUAUGAAGCACUUGUUUGAUGUACAAUUUAUGUGUGUAAAGUCCUCGGAAACAGUUAAGGAGCCGGAUGAAUGGUGUGAGGGCGGAGUAUGGAUCAUCAAAGAUGACCUCCACAGCUUGAGCAGGAAGAACGUGUGGACACAUUUGUGGUGGGUGCUACGUGGUUUGGUGGUGUUGGUGGUGCCAAUUAUCCUGGUAUUGGUGUUUAACGUCGGCAUCGUGGUAGGACUGGUUCACCGCCGUCUUCACAAUACUGCUGCCACCACCAGGACUCGAGGACAGGCCUACUCCAGCAUCUACAUAUCUCUUGCCAUCUCUGCCACCUUCGUCCUCUGCACUGUUCCUAUCACCGUCCACGCUACCUUCUAUGCUGAGAACAUCGUCAACUGCACCGGCCCUUAUUCCGAGGAGGUGUUCCGUGCUGUUGCAAACCUCCUCCUGAUAGGAGAACACCUCACCCAUUUCUUGUUCUUCUCCUUCAAUGAAACUUUCCGCAGCGAACUGAAGACUUAUCUCAUGGCAGGGCGACAUCGAGUUCUAAGUGCCUUCUCGCAGUCUUGUUUCUCUCAGCGCAAGAAGUCCACUGUUUCCCCUGCCACAUCUUGCCCUUCGCAAUACCCAGGAGGACCACCUCAGUUAAUCAUCUCCCCGCCUGAGGGAUCAGCGGAAACCAACAGUAAAGACCCUCGAGAAGCUCCCAUCCAUUCAAACAUCCCCCUCAGAAACAUGUCUCUUAGUGACUUAGACCAUCCCACUAAACCUUCCAUCCGACACUCCGACCAAGGCCCUCCAUCAAGGUCCUCGGUGAACACGAUUGAAGAGGUGUUAUGAAAUGAUAAUUAUGUGAAGCGCUAAGUGCGCGUGUGUGUGCGCGUGUGUGUGCGCGUGUGUGUGCGCGUGUGUGUGCGCGUGUGUGCGCGUGUGUGUGCGCGUGUGUGUGCGCGUGUGUGUGCGCGUGUGUGUGCGCGUGUGUGUGCGCGUGUGUGUGUGCGCGUGUGUGUGCGCGUGUGUGCGCGCGCGUGUGUGCGCGCGUGUGUGCGCGUGUGUGCGCGUGUGUGCGCGUGUGUACUCACCUAUUUGUGGUUGCAGGGGUCGAUUCACAGCUCCUGGCCCCGCCUCUUCGCUGAUUACUACUAGGUCCUCUCCCUGCCCCAUGAGCUCUAUCAUACCUCGCCUUAAAACUAUGUAUGGUUCCUGCCUCCACUACGUCACUUUCUAGGCUAUUCCACGGCUUGACUACUAUAUGACUGAAGAAAUACUUCCUAACAUCCCUUUGAUUCAUCUGAGUCUUCAACUUCCAAUUGUGACCUCUUGUGUCUGUGUCCCAUCUCUGGAACAUCCGUCUUUGUCCACCUUGUCUAUUCCGCGCAGUAUUUUAUAUGUCGUUAUCAUGUCUCCCCUGACCCUCCUGACCUCCAGUGUCGUCAGGCCGAUUUCCCUCAACCUUUCUUCGUAGGACAAUCCCCGUAGCUCUGGGACUAGUCUUGUUGCAAACCUUUGCACUUUCUCUAAUUUCUUGACGUGCUUGACUAGGUGUGGAUUCCAAACUGGUGCUGCAUACUCCAGUAUGGGGCUGACGUAAAUGGUAUACAGAGUCUUGAACGAAUCCUUACUGAGGUAUCGGAACGCUAUCCGUAGGUUUGCCAGGCGCCCGUAUGCUGCAGCAGUUAUCUGAUUGAUGUGCGCCUCAGGAGAUAUGCUCGGUGUUAUACUCACUCCCAGAUCUUUUUCCUUGAGUGAGGCUUGCAGUCUUUGGCCAUCUAAACUAUAUUGUGUCUGCGGUCUUCUUUGCCCUUCCCCAAUCUUCAUGACUUUGCAUUUGGCAGGGUUAAAUUCAAGGAGCCAGUUGCUGGACCAGGCUUGUAGCCUGUCCAGGUCUCUUUGUAGUCCUGCCUGAUCCUCAUCCGAUUUGAUUCUUCUCAUUAACUUCGCAUCAUCUGCAAACAAGGACACUUCUGAAUCUAUCCCUUCCGUUGUGUGUGCGCGUGUGCGCGUGUGCGCGUGUGUGCGCGCGCGUGUGUGUGCGCGUGUGUGUGCGCGUGUGUGUGCGCGUGUGUACUCACCUAGUUGGGGUUGCGGGGGUCGAGUCCGAGCUCCUGGCCCCGCCUCUUCACUGAUCGCUACUAGGUCACUCUCCCUGAGCCGUGAGCUUUAUCAUACCUCUGCUUAAAGCUAUGUAUGGAUCCUGCCUCCACUACAUCGCUUCCCAAACUAUUCCACUUACUGACUACUCUGUGGCUGAAGAAAUACUUCCUAACAUCCCUGUGAUUCAUCUGUGUCUUCAGCUUCCAACUGUGUCCCCUUGUUACUGUGUCCAAUCUCUGGAACAUCCUGUCUUUGUCCACCUUGUCAAUUCCUCUCGGUAUUUUGUAUGUCGUUAUCAUG